Didymodactylos carnosus is the source of this 2490-nucleotide messenger RNA. NCBI's taxonomy places the organism in Eukaryota, Metazoa, Rotifera, Eurotatoria, Philodinida, Philodinidae. The record is from the annotation of a GenBank genome assembly.
AUGAGAAAGAUCACAGAUGAAAAUUCAUCAAUUUCAUCAAUAAUACUAUCAAAACGUUUACGUGAUCGUCAAAAUAAAGAAGAUCGUAUUCCUCGAAAAAAGACAAGAUACGAGUUACGUUCAUUUAUAUCAGGCAAAAAAAGAACAUCGAGACGACGAGCCUAUGUAAAUGAAAGUAGUGAUAAUGAAAGUUUAUCAACGAGUGACGAUACAGAAACAACACUUAGCAGAAAAGAGAGUGAGACUGAUUUCGAUGGUACUGAUGUUUCACAGAAUGUUCCAGAAACGCUAACAACGAAAAAAUUUGAUCCAGACAUAUUUGAUGAUGAACGUGAAGAUGCAGAUGCGAAGCCAUCACUGUCAAGUGUCGUGAAUGAUGGUGUUAUUGAUUCAUCAAUAAUACGUUUAUUAUCUGGGAAUGAUUUAACGUUAUAUAAAUAUUUUCUAUUAGAAAAAGUUAAACAAUCACCAUUACGUAAAUAUUGUUUACAAUUAAAAAGUCUAAUGGACGAUCUUGAUAAUGAAUUUCACUGGCAUAUGAAACGAAAUGUUUAUAAUAGUUCGUGUUAUCUUUGUAAAACAACAGUUGCUAAUCAAACUAAAUAUAAAAGAAAUAAUCAAAGUUAUGAUAAUAAUGCUGCUUAUACUCAAUGUACGAAAGAGAAAACAUCUCUAGUUUUAAUCGCAAACACUUCAGAUGCAAAUAUUUCUGCUUGUCCACAACCAUGGUCUUAUGUUAAUCCAACAUCAUAUGAAGUUUUAUGGAGAAUUAUUUAUUGGACAUCACAAUUUUUAACAUGGUGUCUUCUUCCGUUUAUGCAAUCCAUCUGUCAAACGGGUGAAUUUUCUGUAAAAGGCAAAAUUAAAUAUGCUUUAAUAUCAAAUUUAAUAUAUUACGGUUCUUUACUGUUAAUAUUUGGUAUAUUAGUGAUUUAUGUUGCUGUUAAUUACCAUUUGGAUGCACCAAACUUAAAAGUAAUUGUGGUUACAGCUUCAACAACAUGGGGUUUAUUUUUACUUGUAUUAAUGUUAGGUUACGGUCUCGUUCAAGUACCGUUCACUGUGUGGAAUCAUUCUCGCACAUUAUACAUGUUAUCACAUGUUCAAUUUAAAUUAUCACAAUUAUACAAUGAAAAAGUUGAUAUUGAAGAAAAACUCGAUCAUAUCAUCGAUGAUGUAUCGAAAAUGUGUGUUCAUAUUAAAUAUAAUGAUCCGUUGAGACACUGUAUUGAAACAAUAGUAAAAAUUAUACCCGAUCAAUAUCAAUAUAGAGUUAAAUUAAAUACGGAUGAUUAUGAAGAUUAUACAAAUACUAAAAAACGAACACCGGCCUUACUAGAUUUAUUAACAGAAAAACAAUUAAUUAAAGUACAUGAAAAAUUAAAAACAGCUAUUCAUAUUCAUCAUCGUGUACAAGCAUCUUGGUUACAUAUGAUCAAUGAAGCAUUUCAUCUAGAAGAUUUGGUUUUAAAUGAAAAAAAUACAAAUCAUGAAUUUAUGCACACUUCACCAUUACCACCUUUGUGGUUAAGACAAAAAUUAUUUCAAAAACAUUCAACUUUAGAAUGGUAUACGUACUGUUUAAUUCGUCCAUGGUUUUUGCGUCUAUGUGGGAUAGUACUGGGCGUAAUGUCAUUAAUUGUUAUUUGGUCUGAAAUGACAUUUUUUAGUAUAAAACCGGUAUUAUCAAUAUUUGCCGCAACAUUAAAUGAAACACGCAAACAUUAUGAUUAUUUUACAAUUGAAGUUUUUAGUUGGUUUAGUAUAUCGUAUUUGUGUAUUUGUGCUUAUUACACAAUAUUUCGUAUGCGAAUAUUCAAUUAUUUCUAUUUAUCAUUAUAUCAUUUAACAGACGAAAAUAGUCUGAUAUUUGCUGCCACAUUAUUUUGUCGUUUGACGGCGCCACUCAGUUUCAAUUUUCUUGGACUAAUACAUCUUGAUAAAGCAAUAACAAAAGAAGAUACACAUGAAACUGUCUUUACCAGUAUAAUGGGUCGCAUGGAUGUAAUACCUAUUAUAUCAAAAGGUUUUAAUAUUUAUUUUCCAAUGUUAAUAUUUUUUCUUUGUAUUGGAACACUUUUUCGAUUGGGUAGUCGAUGUUUAAGAUGUGUUGGUUUUCAACAAUUUUUCUAUGAUGAUGAUAUCUCUUCGGAAUAUGUUGAAGAUGGAAAAAAUUUAAUGAAACGUGAAAGACGAGCUUUGGGCGGUGUGUUGCCUAAUGAAGUGACAACGACAACAGCUACACAGCCUCGUGAUCGUCGACGAGAAAUUGAAGAAAAAUAUGGCCUAGGUGGAGCAAUAGCAUCAUCAAAACUGAUUGCUACAACAACAAAUAUCAUACAACCCAAUUCAAAUGAAAAUCGUCCACUGAACCCAUCGACUAAUUAUAAUGAGCCAUUAUUGAAUCUCAACAAUGAUAGUGGCUAUUUAUCUCCUGUUCAACCGAUCUUAUCAGGUUCGAUAUUCUUUUAUCUCUCACUGACAAUAUAA